AUGGACUGCCCUGGUUACAUACGGGUAGAUGGCGCUGUUAUAGCUCCUGGUGAUGCUAUACAUCCAGUUUCUAAUGUCCCUAAUGGACCUAGACAAAGUAUCACUCUAAGGGUGCUAAAGGACAAAAGAAGUGGAGAUUGGUGGGUAUAUUACGGCUUCAAUAAAAUCCCGACAGGCGUGGGAUACUUCCCAAGGUCGUUAUUCAGCUACUUAGCAGAAAAGGCAGACGGAAUGCAAUUUGGUGCAUUUGUUAAAUCUCAAAAAGCACUUCCAACUCCUCCAAUGGGCAAUGGUGCCCUCCCAAAUGGUGGUAAGGGUCACGCCGCAUUAUUCACAGACAUUAGAUUCAUUGACCAGGAUGGAAAUAGCAGCCCAAUCAAGGAAGACCUACCCAUGUUUGUUACUGAUAAAAAAUGCCACUCUAUCACCCAUAUUGUUCAUGCUGAAUGCUUUUAUGGUGGUCCUGGAGGUUGUAUGAGAUAA
This is a messenger RNA of Triticum turgidum subsp. durum (durum wheat), 483 nucleotides long. The record is from the annotation of a GenBank genome assembly. NCBI's taxonomy places the organism in Eukaryota, Viridiplantae, Streptophyta, Magnoliopsida, Poales, Poaceae.